CUCAAAGAGAACUUGGUGCCUUUCUUCUCAUUGAAUGAAUCUCAAGCGAUGGGUCACGGGACAUAGACUAUGUUCUUGGUUCGUAUUGGUCUCGGGGAAAGAAAAGGAUUGAGAAGAAGAUAUUUCGCAGCUCUAGCAGAAACUUCUCGAGAUCUUGUCGAAGAUUCGCAAGCCUCGUACGCUCGCUCGCUGCGCCAUUGCCGAGCUCAAAGAUCUCCUCCAAGGCAAGUCCGUCCACCGCCGGAUCAAUCAGGCAGGCCUCCAGAGAAAUUUCCAGCUGGGCAAUCUCCUCCUCCAAAUGUAUGGAAAUGCGGGGAUUUAAGCAGCGCUCAAGAAGUCUUCGAUUCCAUCCCAGAAAAACCACGCUCGCCUGGUCCCUAUUCGUCACCGCAUAUGCCCAGAAUGGGCAUACCAGGUCUCUACGACUCUAUGCAAAGCCACGGCCUUUUUCCAAGUGACUUUACCAUCUCGGUGGCCCUCAGCUCCUGUUCCAGCCUCAAGAGCUUCGAGCGAGGAGCGAGGAUCCAUCGCUGGGCUGACGAGCACGGCUAUGGCUCCAACCUUCUCGUCCAGAACGCGCUCGUCAACUUCUACGCAAAGUGCUCCAAGAUCCCAGAGGCAAUGAAACUGUUUGGCGAGAUGAGCGAGCGAACGAGUGUCACCUGGAACGCAGUCAUUUCGGCUCACGCCCAGAACGAUCGCUGGCACUCUCGAUCUCUAUCGCGAGAUGCUGGCCGAGGCUGUCGAGCCGAUGUGGCUGCCUGGACGGAAGCUCGAGCUAUCUUCAAUGGAAUCCUGGAGCGAACUGUCGUCUCGUGGUCUGCCAUGAUCGGAGCUUAUGCUCUCCAUGGCCGCGGCCAGGAAGCUCUCCUUCUCUUUCAUAGGAUGAGAAAAGAUGGAAGAGUGGAGCCGAAUGCCAUGACUUUCACUGGAGUUUUCAAUGCCUGUGGCGUGGUCGAGGAUCUGGAGCAAGGCAGAGAGAUUCACGCUCUCGCCAUGGCGAGUGGAGAGCUCAAAUCAUCCAGCCCCAUCCUGGAGAACGCGCUGCUGAACAUGUUCGUGAGGUGUGGCAGCCUGGAAGAAGCUCGCAAAGUCUUCGACGCGAUGGAUCAUCCGGACGCCUUCUCAUGGACGAACAUGAUCACCGCUUGCACAGAGAACUGCGAGCUUCUCGAGUUGGCAAGCAAAUCCAUGCCCGCUUUGAUGCCAGCGGCUUUCUCCGCCAUGCAAACCAGGAACUCUGUAUCCUGGACUGCGAUGAUUGCCGCGCUUGCUCAGCACGGCCAGGGCGAUGAAGCUCUCGAGCUCUUCAAGGAGAUGAACUUGGAAGGCAUGGUGGCCGACGCCACCACUUUCAUCUGCGUUCUCUGCGCUUGCAGCCAUGCCGGGCUCAUCAAGGAGAGCCUCGAGUUCUUCCACAGCAUGGUGGAGGACUACGCCAUCGCUCCAACUGAGACGCACUACUGCCGAGCGCUGGACACGAUUGGCCGCGCGGGGCGCCUCCAGGACGCCGAGGAGCUGAUCCACAGCAUGCCUUUUCACCCCGAGACAGUGACAUGGAAGACGCUGCUCAACUCUUGUAGAAUCCAUAGCCAGGCCGAGCGAGCUACAAAGGUAGCGGAGCUCCUCGCGAAGGUCGCGCCCGAGGAUAGCAUGGCAUACACGCUGCUGGGAAACGUCUACGCUGCCACCGAGAGAUAUGGAGACCAAAUGAGAGUGAGGAAGAGCAUGACGGAUCGGGGCCUCAAGAAAGUACCCGGGAAGAGCUUCAUCGAGGUGAAGAACAAGGUCCAUGAGUUCGUCGCUGGCGAUCGAGCUCAUCCCAGCCGAGACGAGAUCUUGCUAGAGUUGGAGAAGCUCGGCGGAAGGAUGAGAGAAGCCAGGUACGUUCCAAACACGAAGGACGUCCUUCAUGCCGUGAACGAGGAGGAGAAAGAGCAGCUGAUUGGAUUGCACAGUGAGAAGCUGGCCAUUGCGUUUGGGUUGAUCGCCACACCACCUGGAACUCCUCUCUUGAUCGUCAAGAACCUCUAAGUGUAUUAUCAUACUUGUUUUGACAAUAGUAAAGGUACUAAGAGUUAGACUUC
Molecule: messenger RNA, 2087 nt
Organism: Selaginella moellendorffii
Lineage: Eukaryota; Viridiplantae; Streptophyta; Lycopodiopsida; Selaginellales; Selaginellaceae
Product: pentatricopeptide repeat-containing protein At4g21065
Exons: 3
Coding region: 70-2034 (654 amino acids)
Biological process (GO): RNA modification
Molecular function (GO): protein binding; zinc ion binding; RNA binding
Source: RefSeq, a predicted model, not a curated record